This is a messenger RNA of Symbiodinium necroappetens, 4326 nucleotides long. NCBI's taxonomy places the organism in Eukaryota, Dinophyceae, Suessiales, Symbiodiniaceae. The record is from the annotation of a GenBank genome assembly.
AUGAUUGCCUACAGUCAUGGCAAGUGGGGGAUCCAUGUCCUUCUCAGCUUCCGGGGCUCCGUGAUUCCCAAGGCAUUGGUUUGGUCAGUCCCUUGCGCCCUUGUUACAAUUCUGCUCCACGGCCAUUGGGGCGAAGAAAAGGGUGACGACAACUUGGAAAUGCAAGGUAUUGGUACCAUCUGGUCGGGUUUCUCUUUUGUACUUGGCUUUCUUAUCGUCUUCAGGAGCAACCAGGCAUACUCGCGAUUCUGGGAAAGCGUAACUCUGUUUCAGCAGAUCGGCGGCGAGUGGCUCAACGCUUUCAGCAACCUCCUGUGUUUCUGCAGCAAAGACCCAGAGAAGCUUGACCAAGUCAACGAGUUUCGGUAUUACCUCUCGAGGUUCAUGAGCCUCCUGCACUGCAAUACCUUGCAGACCCUGUGCGAGCUGAGUGAUGAUAGCCUCGAGGUCCGCAACUUUAACUUUAACCUGUAUGCGUGCAAGACGUUUCUACGGUAUGCAGAGAUCAAGCUAGUCAGCGAGAAGCCAAGGUCUUGGACCUUGGAGGGCUGUGCAAGAAGAGCACAUCAACACAAGACGAUCGAGGUGCCGGGUCCUAUCCUCUCCCGAGCAUUUCAGGAGCUGUCCCAGGGAAUGGUCUGCGUUACAGACUUGAGAAAGAUUCGUGAUGUGCCGUUUCCAUUUCCCUACUCGCAGUAUCUCUGCUGCAUGCUGAUCGCGCACUGGAUUCUGGCACCCGUGGUCGCAAGUCAUACGGUGCUCAAGCCCUGGUGGGCAGGCAUCAUGGUCUUGGUGGUUUCUACAUCUUACUGGACACUGUUCUACAUUGCCCAGGAGAUCGACCAACCAUUUGGAGAGGAUGCCAACGACCUGCCUGUCCGUGAGAUGCAGCACAAGUUCAAUGCAAAGUUGCAAUUUUUCCUGGAGCCUUUGUCUACGAAGGUUCCAGAUUUUAGUAUGGAGUCCAGCCAGCAUCUUGAGAUGCUUAGAUCCUCUUACAACGUCAGCCAGUCCAACAUCGCCAGCCCUCACUCUGUGAUUUCGGUGGCCGCAGCAGUUCACAUGUCAGACACUCUGAAGGCUUCACACUCUUCACCAAUCGAGAGACCUGAUCUUCAGAAGUCUAAGAGCCUGGACGAGGUUCAGGGUGCAUCCUUGAUGGAUCCUUUGGAACCCAAGAUGCUGCAUGAUGUGAUCGUUCUGAUGCUGCCUGACGUGGGUCUCAAGCGUGUGGCAGAAAUGCUGAAGAUUCUUGGUGUUGGGGACGAAGAGACCAGCUUAGAUUUGCAGGGAUUUGGCGAAGACUUUAGCAUUUUGAGUCAGCGGCAACAAAAAGAGAUGCUCGGCCGGACAUCCCUCGCGGACGUUGCUGUCCGUGUAGAUGACCUACUGAGUGCCGACCGAGACGUCCAAGAGCCGGAACUCCAAAGAAGUUUGGCUUCUUUGAGUGAAGCCCUGGCCAAGACUAUUCCGCGGGUGUGUGAGAAGCAUGCAGGGCAGCUUGAGGUCGUCAGCGCCUGCACGGCGCUGAAUAGGAUAGCCAAGUGCGGCGGCGAUUCCGAGGAGCUGUGGGGCGCGGCCUUCCCGAAGUCCGCCGGGCGCAUCCCCAAGUCACUUAGCCAAGGAGGCAUCCAGCCACAGGGCUAUGGCGCUCUUCCGCAUUCGCCUCGCGCUGGGCUAGACGUGGCUGCUGGGGGAAUGCUUGUGGAAAGCUCGGACGGCAUCGUGUCAUCUGCACAGGAUGAGGACCUCUUGGCAGAGAUCCGCUCCCUCGAGCAACGCUUGCGGGAAGAGAUCACAUGGGCUCAAGCGCAUGGUGUCCAGCUGGCAGGGCCUGACCCGGAGUCAACCGGAUUGGUGCAGAAUGCCAGCUCGACUGCACAUGCUGCAUCUACUUCGGUGGGUGCGGACACAGUCCUGGCACCUGGCGUAGCGGAACUCAAGGUGCAGGCACCUACACGAGGGCCUCCAGCCUCGGAGUUUGCGCACCUCACGAGAAGCGAGUACAUCAAGCUCAAAGCGCAGCGCCGGCAUGCAGCUCUGACUAUCCAGAUGCAAAUAAAGGUCUACCUGGUUCGCCAGUACAUGUGCUGGAGUUCGCGUGUGCCAUCCAUCAAGCGAAUCCAAGCUUAUUGCUGGAGAUAUUUGGCACAGGUACAGAUGCUGGAGCACAGGAGAAAUGCACAGCUAAAGUUCGCCUUGCUCAUGGUGCGGCUUCAGGCCAGAAUCCGCCUGCGGUUGGCCAGGAAGAAAGCUGAGAAGCUGAAGCAACAGGAGGAGGAGGCGAAGCUCUGGCACGCAGCUCUUCAGAAGCUCCAAAGUGAAGCUUCGGUGAAGAUCGCUGCUAAGUGCCGGAGCUUCAUAGCUGGAACCCAGCUAAGCUCGAGUCUGAAGCCCUCUUCGGUGAGGGAGAUCCAGAGAUCGUGCCGCGUGCACGGAGCGAGAGUUGCCCUGCUAGAUACAAGGAGACGCUUCCACGCAGCUCGAGAGAUCCAGCGCAUGUGCCGGGUGCACUGGAGUCGGCUGCAGGUGCUUGAUUCCUUGGCAGUGGCUCGUGAGCAGGAGCGCAUGCGCCUCCGUGCGAUAAUGCGGUUGCAGACCCUUCUGAAAGGCAUGAGGGCGCGACAGGAGCUCCAUCACUUGCGUGUGCUGAACGACGAGGCCGAGCGCAACCGCCGGCGCCUCGAGGAAGAACGGGUAGAGGAGCCGGAGCUUCCCCUUCUGCUCGAUCCGCAGCUAGGCCAGCUUGGCCGAAAGAAGUUGAGGCAUCAGUCCCUCGUUCGCGUCCACCGAAAGGUCCUUCUGCGCCUGAGAGGAUCUGUUAUCCCGAAGGCCUUGGUCUGGGCAGUCCCUUGUGCCGCAGCGACAGUCCUCCUUCACUUGUAUUGGAAUCGGGAGAAGGCGGAGGACAACCGUGAGAUGGAAGGGAUCCACACCAUCUGGUCAGCAUUUACCUUUGUUCUGGGCUUUCUGAUCGUCUUUCGCAGCAACCAGGCAUACUCGCGUUUCUGGGAGAGUGUCACUUUGUUCCAUCAAAUCUCUGGGGAGUGGACAAGUGCUUUCAGCAACAUCCUCUCAUUCUGCAGCCCCGAUCCGCAGAAGAAGGACCAGGUAGACGAGUUCAGGCAGUAUCUUACCAGAUUGAUGAGCCUCUUGCACUGCAGCGCUCUGCAGACGACAUGCGAACUUGACGACGACAGCCUAGAAGUGCUGGAUCUUGGUGCCGUCAGCAGCACAGGGCUUCUCCACUUUAGAGACAGCCCUGACCGCUGCGAGACCGUUAUGCUAUGGCUCCAGCGCUUGAUCAUGGACGCAGAGCGAUCGAAGCUCCUCGAAGCACCACCGCCGAUUCUCUCCCGAGCAUUCCAAGAGCUGUCCCGAGGGAUGGUUAGCAUGACCAACCUGAGAAAGAUUCGUGAUGUCCCCUUCCCGUUCCCAUACUCUCAGUUUCUGUCUUGCAUUCUCCUAGCCCAUUGGAUACUUACUCCACUGGUGGCAAGCCAGACGGUGAUGAAACCAUGGUGGGCCGGCAUCAUCGUCUUUGUUGUAGUGACAUCGUACUGGACUUUGUUCUACAUUGCUCAAGAAAUUGAUCAGCCUUUCGGCGAAGAUGCGAACGAUUUGCCUGUCAGGGAAAUGCAGCGCAAAUUCAAUGCCAAGUUAGAAUUUUUCAUUCAGCCUGAUUCAUACACGGUACCCUCCUUGAAUUUGGACGCAAGCCAACACAUCUGCUUGCUGGCAUCAACCUUCAGCGUAGCGCUGAGCAGGGGCCCCACCGGCACUCCCUCAGCCUCAGAGCAUCUCAUGCCAAUCACUGACACUGGUGCAUGCGGUGAGAGCAAAUGGUUGCAACCAGAUAUUGACGAGAGUUUGGGGGAGGCUGUGGAUAAGUCCAUUGCUGCGCCAGCGUCCUUGAUGAAGGAUUCUCUAGGGCCUAGAGUGCUCCCUGAGCCGAGAUCGAUUGAGAAGGUGGAGCGCUGUGAAACUGAGACACUAAACUCAAUAAAGGUUGACGAGACAGGUGGCAAUGGUGGCAUGCAGCUUCUUGAUUGGGCUUCGCUUGAGCAGUUGGUGUCCCUGCUACUCCUGAACCCGGACCAGGUCUCACUGCAAAGUUUGAAAGAUUGCGAUGGCUUGUGUGGAAGCGUGGGCGCAGGAAAGCCCGCCACCACGGAUGCGUUGAAGGAUGCAUCCAAGAGGUUAGAUGACGCGCUAACUUCCAUGCGUGCUGCCCACUCCGAACAGAAGAGAUGGGGCCUCGACAUCGACCAGUUAACCUCAUUGCAACGAGCUCUUUCUCAAUUGGACAGGAUUCGGGCACUCUGA